Molecule: messenger RNA, 4438 nt
Organism: Doryrhamphus excisus (bluestripe pipefish)
Lineage: Eukaryota; Metazoa; Chordata; Actinopteri; Syngnathiformes; Syngnathidae
Source: RefSeq, a predicted model, not a curated record
GUCCCAUGGAUACCGUUCUUAACAAAUGUAUUUACAAAAGGAAAUCCAUGCUAAGAUAUCUUUCAGCCGAGUACAUUGAGUCAUUUGGCGACUUAAUCUGUUUAGGAAGUUGUCUGUGUUUGGAGAUAAUUCACAACAGCGCUGCCAAUUUUACUACAGGGACCAGACUACUCGGGCCUGUUUUUGCUUUUGGGUCUUUUCCCAGCUUUUAUUGUGGAGUGUUCAGCAUCUUGUCAAGCAGCUAUGAUAGUGAACUCGUAUAACUCCUAUUUAGUUUCUAUUAGGAGCAUGUUUCAACCAAUCAUAGUCUAAGAUUUUAGUGUCAUCGGGAACACUAUGCUGUUUUUAAGCUUUUACUGCAAAAAAUGCUUGUCAAAGAUCCUCAAAACUGGAGCACUCUGCUGUUUUGGAGUAUCAGAGAUCUUGUGUGUAUAAGAAAGUAUAUAAAAUACACCACUGAUACAUGAAUGAUGGUAAAAUCAGCUGAUAUUUUAUUUUUUUGUGUCUUAAAAGCUUGUCAGAGAAGUUGAUUUAUUGUAGUGUACUACUUCAUCCACCUGAGGGCGCUGUUGCUCUGCAUUGAACUGCAGUAGUCCAACGUGUUCAAUAUGCACUCUCCACUUUAUCCUUUGUUUUUCUUCUCGUCAGUCUGGCGGAAGAGCGCAGAGUUGCCUGCUGGAGUACUUUUUGUGGGUCUUUUUGGGAGGGAGGGGGGGCAACCAUAAAGGACCCUUCUAAACUUUUACCUAUUGACUGUCGAUGCCAUGACGUCACUGUGCCAGCGGUUUAAGAUCGACACCAACAAAUCGUUUCACGCCCCUCGGGAGAUGCGCCAUCUCCUUCAGCAUCAUCAUCCUCACCAGGACGAGAUUCUCUCUGAGCUGGUGGGCAGCAACCCGCCGCAGAGGAACUGGAAGGGAAUAGCGAUCGCCCUCCUUGUCAUUCUGGUCAUCUGCUCGCUGAUCGUCACCUCUGUCAUCCUGUUGACACCAGGCGAAGAUGACCGACUCGCCCUCAAGGGGAAGGUGACCGUCGGGGACCUCUUCAGCAAAGAUUUUCAAGUUCACGACCCAAACGCUGGAUGGAUCAGCAAUAAUGAGUUGUUGUACCGUAGCCGUGACGGCGAUGUGGUGUGGUUCAACGUCGACACCGACGAGAAGACCAUCUUGGUGCAUCAUAAGAAGUUUGAAAUGUACAAAGCCAGCAAGUACGAGGUGUCUCCCGACAUGAAGCACGUGCUGCUGGCCUACAACGUGGCGCCGGUGUACCAGCACUCAUAUACCGCCUUCUACAUCAUCUGCAGCCUCCAGACACCGGAGACAUGGGACCUGAACCCGCCCGAGGUCCGCAACGCUCAGCUGCAGUACGCCGGCUGGGGUCCGGAGGGUCAGCAACUGAUCUUCAUUUUCGAGAACAACAUCUACUAUCGCUCCACCGUGGAGAGCCGCUCCAUUCGCUUGGUGUCCUCCGGCAAGGAAGGCGUCAUCUUCAACGGGCUCAGUGAUUGGCUGUAUGAAGAGGAGAUUUUCCACUCCCACGUCGCCCACUGGUGGUCUCCAGAUGGCGCGAGGUUAGCAUACGCCACCAUCAACGACAGCCUGGUGCCCAAGAUGGAGCUGCCCAUGUUUACUGGCAUGCCGUACCCCACCGGGAAGGAGUACCACUAUCCCAAGGCUGGCGAGGAGAACCCGGUUAUCACUUUGUAUGUGGUCAACCUGAAUGGUCCUCUUCACACCAUCGAGAUGAGGAGACCUGAUGACCCGAGGUUAAGUGAGUUCUACGUGACCAUGGUGAAAUGGGCCACCACCACCAAACUGGCUGUCAACUGGCUGAACCGGGCGCAGAACAUCUCCAUGCUGACACUGUGCGAGGCCACGACGGGGGUCUGCAUCAAGAAACACGAGGACGAGAGCGAGGGGUGGCUUCACAGGCAGAACGAGAAGCCUCUGUUCUCCAAAGACGGUCUGAAGCUGUUCUUCACACGGGCCAUCCCACAAGGAGGCCGUGGAAAGUUCUUCCACAUCUCCAUGUCCAUCUCGCAGCCCAACACCAGCACGGACACGCUGCAGUCCAUCACGUCUGGCGACUGGGACGUGACGCAAGUCCUGGCCUAUGACGAAGAAAACCAGCUCAUAUACUUUCUGAGCACAGAAGACGGUCCCAAGCGAAGACAUCUUUACAGCGCCGACACUUUUGGCUCGUUCAACCGCCGCUGCCUGUCGUGCGGCCUGUCUGAGAGCUGCGGCUACAUCGGCGGCUCCUUCUGCCACAACAUGAGCUACUUCCUGCUGCACUGCCAAGGCCCAGACGUCCCGUUCCUGUCUGUUUUCAAGACACAAAGAGAUGAUGAUGCAGAAGGUCUCGCUGAAGUCCACAAACUGGAGAGCAACGACAUGCUGAGGCUGACGCUGGACGACAUGCAGAUGCCCAUCGUGGAAUACCAGGACAUCAACAUGGAAGACUACACUUUAUCAAUGCAGAUCCUUAAACCAGCCGCCUUUGUGGAGACGUCCCACUACCCUCUGCUGCUAAUCAUCGAUGGCGUCCCCGGUGGCCAGAGCGUGUCGGAGCGCUUCCACAUGGACUGGGCCACGGCGUUGGUGAGCAGCUUUGGUGCCAUCGUGGUGCGCUGCGACGGGCGCGGCGGCGGAUUCCAGGGUACCAACUUGCUGCACCGAAUCCAGAAGAAGGUUGGCGUGCUGGAGGAGCACGACCAGAGGGACGCCAUCAGUUUCCUCCUACAAGAGGCGUACAUCGACAAGACCAGAGUGGGAGCGUUCGGAAAGGAGUACGGAGGCUACAUCACCAGCUUGUUGCUCAGCGACGACCUGUCUCCUGCCAGAUGCGGUGCCGUUCUCUCGCCAAUCACCGACUUUGAAUUAUACGCAUCAGCGUUUUCGGAGCGAUAUCUUGGAAUGCCCAAGCCCGACCCGAGGGCAUACACGAUGGCCAAUCUAGCGCACCGUGCGGCUCAGUUCCUCGACAAGAAAUUUCUCAUCAUCCAUCCAACGGCAGACGAAAAGGUCCAUUUCCAGCAUACAGCAAAACUGAUUGCUCAGCUAAUCCAUGAAAAGGCCAACUACACGUUACAGAUCUACCCGGACGAAGGCCACUUCAUCCACAACGAGGGCACCAAGCAGCACCUCAGCCAGUCGCUGGUCAACUUCUUUGAGGAAUGCUUCAGGCUCCCGGAGCGGCUCCCGGACGAGGUAGAUGAAGAGAAUGAAGACGAAGGUUAGCUUGACCGAUGCACCCGCACACCCCGCCUCGUACAAAAACCCACCCAGACCCGGUCAGUCCGUCAACAUGUCCAAGCACAAGAAUGGUGUCCUCAAGAUUAUGCAACCGCAGCAUGCUGGACUUGAGACUGCCUCCGGAGCAGCCGAGGAUCUCCUCCCAUCGCUCAUCAUCUUCUGUCUUUGGAGUACGAGUGACACUGUGGAAUACGCUGAACCGUUCACGUGCGGCAUGAUGGACGAGCCCCCGAGCAGCAGGACUGGCGCUGCGGAAGGAAAGGAACAUCAUUCAAACUUGUACCAUAAUUGGCAAGGAAAAAAUAAAUCAUACCUGGUCGGUAGCGUUCAUGAAACUCUGUGGAUACAGGAAGUGUCGCUGUUUUCUAACGUUGUGAUGAACUUUCCAUGUUGGACUGUGCUUUUUGUCGAUGUAUGUAAAGUAGCACACAAGCACCCACCAGGUUAUCCAAGCCUUUUGUUUCCACUGUGUCGCCAUCUUUAACCGGAUACUACUUCCUUUUCUCGUUUCACUCACCUUACUGCCUUACUUUGACCCCCCCCCCCCACAAAAAUACUACAAGUAAAGCGAGCAAGCACAUUAGCAACUAUCGCCAGGCGACUCUUUGAAAAGCUCAAACUUCAAUUGUUAUCGUUUGUGCUGUAUAAUAUUCCCGGGAAUAUCCUUGCAAAAACCGAAUUUGAACGUUGUAAAGUAUAUUUUUUAAACGCAAGCCUUUUGGCUAUGUGACGUGAACUAGCACAAUGCUAUAAAAUGUACAGAAUCUGCAUGGUUAGUAGACAAAAUGGCCUAAUUUAUAUUUGUAGCAAAUACAGCACUGCUUAGAAUGCUAACAAUAAAAUGCUAACCCUAAAAUAAACAAUGAUUGAGGCGCAUUUAACCAUUUUCGUUCCAUUGCAUGUCUUUGCGUUGAACUCCGGUUUGACAUCUUGAAUGUUCUUUAAUGGGUAGCAUCAAUGACAUUUCUGGUUGUACUGUGAUUGAUGUGUAAAUGUUAUUUUAUUCUGGAAAAAAUGCUUUUAUCCGAUUAUUUGUGCAUUUCAGCUGCUUUUACCCGAGGUUACAUCCAACUAUACACUUACGGGCUUAAAGUUGAAUAUAAUAAAAGGUAAAAGGCCACGAACUGCAUCAGUUUUGUUUUUACCGAAAAGACGACAAAAGAAAAUGGAGGUUAUAAUAAAGA